Leptopilina boulardi is the source of this 4335-nucleotide messenger RNA. Its product is annotated as CD63 antigen-like. Gene Ontology annotation, cellular component: membrane. Lineage: Eukaryota; Metazoa; Arthropoda; Insecta; Hymenoptera; Figitidae. The transcript is spliced from 6 exons. Bases 173 to 913 code for a protein of 246 amino acids. The record is from RefSeq and is a predicted model, not a curated record.
CUAGUGUGCUAUAUAGCUUCAAAUCGUAAUCGACUUGUCUCCGUGGAGCGCCGCAGGACAAAACAAAACUGAGGAAUUACGUAUCCGUGAUUCAGGUGUGUGACCGAAACUCGCGUUGUCAGUUUUAAUUUAUAAUAUAUUCAAGACUUUUGAGCAUCUGAAAAUCAGAAAAAUGGUUUCCGGGGGUAUGGCGUGUGUCAAGUACCUUUUAUUCGUUUUCAACCUGAUAUUUGCGAUAACUGGUAUCGUACUCAUUUCAUUUGGAGCUGUCAUUUUGGUAGUUUACAAUGAAUACAGCAAUUUUGUCGAUAGCUGGUUAUUUGCUGCACCAGUUUUAAUGAUUAUUGUCGGCGUGAUAGUCUUCCUUGUAUCGUUCUUCGGAUGCUGUGGAGCAGUGAAAGAAAAUCACUGCAUGAUCAUUACGUUCUCGGUUUUACUGCUGUUGAUAUUUGCCCUGGAAUUGGGUGCCGGAAUCUCUGGAUACAUAAUGCGUGGAGAAGUGGGCACCAUGCUGGAAAAUCACAUGAAUAGAACAAUGCCACAAUAUUCUCAAAGUGACAUUGGAAAGUCGUGGGAUAUUAUGCAACAUGAUCUCGACUGCUGUGGCAUGAAUGGCCCUUCCGAUUGGUCCAAGGCCGGAUUCAAAGACAAUACUUUGCCGAUAACUUGUUGUCAAAAUGUUCCUUUGAAGACAGACACUACUCAUCAAAGUACAUGCGACAUGAAUUCCAUAACUGUUCGUGAGAAAGGAUGUUUCAAUAAAUUUCGAUCAUUCAUCGAAGACAGAGCUGUUGUCUUAGGAGGUGUUGGCAUAGGAAUCGCUUUGGUUCAGCUGAUUGGAGUAACCUUUGCGUGCUGUUUGGCUCGUUCGAUUCGUCGUGAAUACGAGACAGUCGAAACUACAGCACACUGAUCAGCCACCACUUAGGAGGCAUUAUUAACAUAAUAUUGUCCAUCAUACAUUUAGAUAUUCAUCGCGUUUCUAGAUUUUUCAACGUGCUUACGAAUUUUAUUGACAAAAGAGGAAUUAUGCUCAAAUUUCACAGAUAUUAUUUGGUAAUUCCAAGUUUUUCAAUAAUUACAUUUUCGAUGGGAAUAUAAAAUUUAAGAAUAUUGUAUAAGUUAAAAAUAAUGCAAAAAUAAAAAAACUCAAAAUUACGUUAAUAUUGUAAGAUCGAGGAGAUGAAGAAUUCAAUUACUAAAGUCAAUCAUUAAAUUAAGGAUAUUCGACUAUUAUUUCUGACUAAAAAACUGUUUCUAAAUGCAGGAAAAUAAUUUUAAAAAAAUUUUGUUUAAGAUGUUAAAACGUUAUUUAAACAAAACUUAAUUUCAAUCACAAUUUUUAUAACAAACAAUAAUUGUAACAAAUAAUAUUACUUACAAUUAGUAAUCUAUUUUUGAUUUAAUGGAAUUUUUUUAAACUAAUUUUUCUUGCUUUUUUAAACUGCGUUUGUUCCAGAUUGUGUUAAAUAUGUCUGAUGUCCUUUAAGCAAAACUGCCAAGUUCUGACAAAAAGCAAAGACUGAAAAUUUAUACUAUUUCAUUAUCUUCGAAAUUAUUCUUACUAAAGAUACAAAUUUACAAAUUUUUGUACUUUUUCGUCAUUUUGUUUAAUUUACAAUAAUUUCAAAAAAAAAUUGAAUAGAAAAUGAAUGAUUUCUCUUCGCUACUUGAAAUUAGUAUUUAAAAAUAGUGAAAUUACUAUACAAUUUCGAAAAAUGUCAUUUGAAUUAGUUGCAAAAUAAGUGAUUUGAUCAUCGUUCCUCUUUGUUCGAUCCUCAUUUGGUAAAUUAAAACAAUAAGCUGUUCUUUUAUUUAUUUAUUUUAUUUUAUUUUUUUUAUUUAAUUUUCCUUCAAGUAGAAAAUGUAUAUUAAUAAAAAAUGUAUGCUGACUAUAGUCGCAGCAAACAAGCUUGAGUUUCUUAAAAUAACUGCGCCUGAUCGACGGAGUAUAAAAUGGCUUGUUGCUUCUCUAACUCUAAUGUUCUAGUUUUUAAUGAUAACAAAACAAAAAAAUCCUAGCAACCCAUAAAAUGCCUUCUUACUGGCAGAAUUCACUUUUCUGACAAUUUAUAUGCAGUGUCGUAGUCAAAGUAUGUGUGUAUAAACAGAUUUUGUGAGAUUUCUUAUAUUUCAUGUAAAACGCAUCUGUAUUUCAUUCACAAUCGACAUUGCGACUCCAAUAUCCUUUUUUUCUCUAUAUACAUAUAUUGAUUUUUUAGAAAAUCGAUAAAAUAAUCUUCGAAACGAGUUAUUGAAUCUAUAAUAUAAAAGUACAAAGGUUUAUCCAUUUAUUUUUUUGUGAAUUUGUCCUUUUUUUCUGAUCCUAAAUUAGUAAAAGAAAAAUCGCUAAUUGUUAAUUUGAAGGAUUAUUGAAAGAAAAAGACAUUUUCGACAAAUUCAUAUUUCAUAGAAAAAAAUCUUUUCUCUGUUAAAAUAUUCUUGAAAAAUCGGAAUAAUUUUUCGCUGAAUGUAAAUAGCAAGUAGAAAAGACUUAUUAUUUUUUUGUAAUUGGAGUCUCGACUUAGAAAAUGUAUUCUUUUCUUUAGAUAUUUAAGGAUUUAAGUAAAAAGUCUACUAGACUUUCUAUAUACUUUUUUGAUACUAUCUUUUAAAUUGAGAAAUAUAUUUUCUUAAAAAAGUCCACAAUUUCAAUUUCUUGAGAAAUCGAAAAUUUAUUUGUGAAUUCGAAAGGGAGGGGACCAAUAAAUCGACAUUCUCUAAAAGAAAAAAAAAUGUUUAUGUAUAUUUAUUAUUACUACUAUUGAUAUUAUUUUAUUAGAGUAUAUAAUUGAUGCAUAAUUAUAGUGAAUAAUUAUAAUAUAUAUAUAUUUUAAUAAUUAUUGUUUUGUGUCGAAUAUAUGUAUGUUCGCAAUUUUUGUUAGUAGUUUAAAAUUAUGAUACAUAUUUGCUUUCGUGUUUUUGUAAUUUUUCACAAAUAUAAUUGAUAUCAAAGAAACUAGAUGUAGGAAAAAUAUAAUAUUCUAUCAAUCUGUGUUUUUUGUUGUUAAAAGUCAACGAACAAAGUUGUAAAGCAUUAAUAAGUUAAGUUCGAUUAUAACUUUAAUGUAUUAAAGUUCUAUUUUCGAAAAUGCUUUUUAAGGACAUCAAAAAUGCGAUUUGAGUAAAAUUUUCGGUCGUUUUAAUACUAUUAGUUUUUUUUAAUUAUUAAUGAUUUUUCAGAAAACCUGCCAAAAUACCAUAAAAUAUAUAAAUAAUUAACCAUGAUUAGAAUUUGAAUUUAUGUUUAUUUCAAAAAUUAGACUGAUAAUUUUUAACGAAUUGUUUUACAUGCCCUUAAUGUUUUCUUCUUCAAUUUUUACAAUGUACUUGAAAAAAACACAAAAUAUUCUUCAACGUAAAUAAAUUUUAAUAUUAAAUACGAUUAUUUAAUAAUAAUUAUCGAAUGUAACUUUUACGAAAUAAGUAUUUAAGUGCUGUAACUUUUGAGACGCAAUGUCGAUUUGGGAAUUUAUGCGUGAAAGUUCAGUUUGUACGAAAAUAAUAAAAUAGCUCGAGGACUUGCGUCAAGAGAAGAUAUUAUUUUUAAAUAAUAAUUUAAAAAAUUCUGGUUAAUGGUAGGCCUAAGUCUACAAAAAGUUCUUUAAACAAUUUCAGACUUUUGUAGUCGUACCUAUUAUUUUAAUUAUUGCAAGACCUCGGGCAAAAAAACUGUCGAUUAUAAGGAAAAAAAACUGUUCAAGGGGUUUUUAAAUAAUAAAACCCAAAGCUAAUAAAUAUUUGGAGUGUGCCUAACGCAUAGUAAAGUAUAUAGAUAUAACGACAUAGAAUAGAAAGAAAAAACAAAAUAAAAUGUUCAACCAAGUACGAUUCAAAUGUCUCUUGAGCUAUGAAAAAACUGCUUUAUUCGAAUUUGUAUAGCACACGUCCAAAGUUAGCCCAAUUUUUUUUUUUUUUUUUUUUUUUUUUUAAUAAUUAUUGAGAAUUUCUCUCAUCGGCUCUCGUUAGACUUUUUCUGUUAUAUACUGGAUACGUAGAUAUUACCAGGCCAUUCAAAGACUGAAGAAGAUCGUUGUAAUCAGUAUUAACAACCAUUGGUAUUUUAAAUACGACGUAUAUUUUUAAAUUUAUACUAAAUCUAUUUUGGCUGCCUACAUGGUUUUUUAGUAAAAAGAAAAAAAAAGUGAAAGAAAGAAAAACACACACUGUAAAUGUGUAAAAGUUAUGUAUGAAUCGAAAUUGGUGAAUCGAUAAAACAAAAAGCAUCUUGUCACAUUGACACUACUUGCGUUUUGGCGUUUCGUGAUCCAACAAACUAUCAUUGGCACAUAUUUGUCUAGCAUUUAUGAUUAUAUUAAUAAAUUAAUAAAAAUA